Messenger RNA from Mauremys reevesii (Reeves's turtle), 4433 nucleotides. RefSeq lists its product as uncharacterized. The coding region runs from base 343 to 1503 and encodes 386 amino acids. The record is from RefSeq and is a predicted model, not a curated record. Gene Ontology annotation, cellular component: nucleus. NCBI's taxonomy places the organism in Eukaryota, Metazoa, Chordata, Testudines, Geoemydidae. The transcript has 3 exons.
GCCAGGCCAGACCCCGCCUCGGCCCCAGGAAACGCCGUCCCCGCUGAGGGGAGCGGCCCGGGAGGAAGGCCCCGGACGGGGCAGCGGGCUGCUGGGCGAGGAAACCAAAGAGCCCCCGGGCCGGGGCCGCUCACUGCGCCGCGCUCGGGCUGGGCGGCGGGGCCGGGAGCGAGCCCCAGCGACGGGGCAGGGCCCGGCCGGGAUCCCGGAGCUAGGCCGGGGCGUGGCCACGGCGGCCCCGUGUCACGGGAUACGUGGCAACCCGCCGCUUCCUGCGAGCUGGGCCCGGGGCGGCCGCGGCCUCCCCGGCUCCCGCUUCCGGCCGCCGCCGGCAGGGGCAACAUGACCACAGCCAAGCCAAAAAGACUCAAGUUUUCUGAAGAAGAGAAGUUCCUCAUCCUCGAAGAAUUCAGCCUGCGCAAGGACAUCCUGAUCCCCAAGAGCGGGCGCUACAGGAACACGAUGGACCGUCAGCGAGCGUGGGAAGAGAUCACUGCUGCCGUCAACUCCCUCAGCCCGCUCGUGCAGCGCACGCCUGACGAGAUCCGCAAGAAGUGGCAUAACAUGGUCAUUGACGCCCGCAAGGAGCUGACCACGGUGAAACACCCCUUGUUGAGGCAGCGGCCCCAGGAGAGGCUCUUCCACAACAUCUUUGCUCUCUUCAAUAAGACAAGGCCAGAGCUGGCAGAACCAUUGCUUCUGGGCCCUGGGUUCAGAAUGAAGCCGUCCAGCGGCCCGGCUGGAACCGCACUGCCGCUCUGCGCAGCGGAGGGCAUGCGGGAGUCUUCGUCAGACUUAUUCCUCCACAGCCAGAAUGAUGGACUUCAGCUGAGCCAGGGGAACAAACUGCUCUGCAAAACGGAAGUCCUUUUGGACGCAGACAAAGAAAUGGCACCAGGGACUGGCUGUCCAGGAAAGAGCUUCCUCCAUGCGCCAGGGGACCCGCAGCCCAGCAAUUUGUGCUUGGGUGGAUCUCAAGAGAGUGUGGAAAAGAGACUGUUGGGCCCCAGUAAGGAUCCUCCUCUGACUUGUACGCCUGUAGCUGAGACACACCCUGUGCCAGUUCCCAGAACUACCUCACCACCUAGCCAUGGACCUGAGGUGCCUGCUCCUGGCAGGACUCCGGUGCCUCUGAACUGCUCCCCAGACUUUGCACUGGCCUACAAGAUCAAGUGCCCUUUGAGCCCUGUAUUCGAAUGGCCUUGCCUAGGGGUCAUCUCAAGCCCAGUCACACACAGCAGCAGGACUGACAGCCCCAGCUCCGAAGGCAUCCACACAGCAAUGGAUGAUAAUGCAAGCGCAUCUGUGACCGAAGAUUCGCUGCCCAGCCAGAGGGGUUGUGUCGGGCCAGCCAAGGAGCUUUGGGAGAAGCACAGCCGGCUGCACACCGAGAUCCUGGAGCUGCAGAAAGAGACCUUGCAGCUGCAGAAGGAAAAGAUUGUGCUGGAGAAAGAGAAACUCUUACUGGAAAUUGUCAAACUGCGGCGAGAGCUGGACACGUGACCAGCUGCCAGGGAAUGAUCUGCCCCUCCCCAGUCUGUGGAGCUCAGAACCCAGUUCAGACCCACUCAGCUCCAGGUACCCUGUUCCCUGGAGCUUCAUGUGCUUGAGUGAAAAAAAGAAUUGCUUGCUCCUCCGAAUGAGCAGGAGAGGACUGAGCUGGUACUGAACUUCACAGACGUGAAUGGCAGGGACUCUGGUUCCUGUGCAGAAAAGACCAGAGAAAUCACUCCACUGAUGCUCUUAACCUGCAGUGAGAACCACACCCAGGACAUUGGGGGGCACCCGUUGUGGCUUUGGUGGCAUAGCGUAAAACUCGCAUAUGUUUGGGGGAGCCACAGCACCAAGGAAAUAACUCUGCGUGGGCCUACAUGGGGCCCCUUCCUCAGCAGGGUGUCAGAGCAGUCCAUGGGCCGGGGAAGCGGGGCCGUAUCUGUGUAUGGAACAGCAGCACAGCGCAUCACCCCGGGCUUCACCUGCUGCAUCGUGCGUUGCAGAGAAGACUGAACAUGUAGCCGCACCAUUGCUUCCUGUCCCUGCGGGUCCUUCCCCCUUUAGCCACUAAGCCACGAGCAGGGAAUUUAAACCAGUAUCUUCUUUUUUCCAUGUUGAUAUAAACUCACUAAGUAGAGAAGCAGCAUAGCAGCCCACUCCCUGUCCAAGCCAGGAUCCAGCCCUGUACGACCGUGUAAGGAGCUACGGGGCAAAGCCAAAGGGUCUUUGUCGGGGCAGACUCCUGGUGACGAGAGCGAGAGUUUUACCUGAGUAAGAACUUAGGGUUUGGCCUUUAAGUAUUAAGUUAAAAUAAACAAGUGAGCACCACCAGACUCGUUCCCUGCUGGCACUGCCUGGUUUUCUGCUCUCCUCUCGUUGCCAGAGGCAACAAGAACCAGAGCGCACACGGGUCUGCUUGCUUUGACCUCCCCUUCUGAGGAUUGUCUAUCUCAUGCCUAAGGUGGAUAGUCUAAGUUUCUCCCAGAUACCGUAGGGGGCACACCUACUCCUAGCCACUUCCUCAUCCUGGCCAGCUGGGCCACCGUUCAGGAACAGCCUUGUUUGUAUAUGACUUUCUUAGUGUUCAUUUUAGUGCUUGGGAAAGUGCCUUGCUAUUGACCCUGGCUAGAGCCAGACAAGACCCUAGCAGAUACUACAAGCUUCCCACACAACUCUGCCAAAGAAUCUCCAGUGUGACCUGGAUCAGCCUUGCCAUGACAGUCCUGGUCCGUCACUUCUGCUAGUCCCAAAGCAUGUGGUGGUUUUGGGAUGCAAGAGAAAGCCCACAGAGAACUAAGAGUGAUUAGAUUGAUCAGAGAUGACCUCUUUUCAGCUGGGAACCGAGGCAUCCAGAAGUGAAAGGUCAUUGCACUAGUCUACUGCAAGCAUCAGCUUCCUGCAUUACCAUCUUAUCUCCAUCCCUCUCUUUGGUGCGGAUCCGUGCGUGGGGAGGAAAUGAGUCUCCUGGGGAAUUCCUCCCUCCCAUGAUACAGAACCAUUCCCUGAGGCCCACCUGCUGACGUAUUCCAAGGGCUGCCUGAGUCGAGACCUCAGGAUUUGGCUGGAGGAGCAGUGCAGCCAGCACGCUCCACCCUGGGAGAGGAAAUUGGGACUGAGCCUUGUGUUGGUUGGAUGAACCCAGAGCAGCGUUCAUGGGGGUUGCUCUGAUGCAGCUCUUGCCCAAGGGAGUGGUGGGGAGAGGAUUUUAAAUGCUGGGGAUGGAUAAGGUUCCAUUGAGUUUGGUUGCAUUCCGCUCCCCGGACAUUCGGAAGCCCGACGACUCCUGUCGCCUUUGAGGUUUUUAGCAAGUUCAGCUAGUGCUCCGACGAGCAGCUGUACUAGUAACUGGCGCGGAUGCUGAGCCAAAUAAACUUGAGCUCUUCAGAAAGAACAAACCUGUGAGAUGUCUGGUGUGGGUUAGGUCAGGUUAUUGCCAGUCACUGUGUGAAACAAAGCCGGACAUUCAAAAGCUGAUGUGGGAUCUGAGAGCCAGAAGAUGGUGACACCUGUCAGGUUGCAGCACACUAGCUUGUCUUGGGGGGACAAGUAUGAGAAGCGUACAGACUGGCUGUCUCUCCUGGGGGAACGUGGGUGUCCAUAGGGAAUGUAAUACAUUUGAAAAGUAACUGAAUGCCUCAGCUGGCGUUCGGAUUGGCAUCUUCUGCUCACAGGAAAUAACCUGGUUUGAAUGGGUAGCUGCCGCUUGAUUUCGCUUCCCUUUGUCUUACCUGUGAACCCCAGUGAAAUCAUUGCCCUGACAAGCAAAAGCAGUAUCCUGGGGUUCCAUGCUUAUUCCCCUGCCCGUGACUCCAACUCUUAACUGCCAGCCCUGCCAAAUUAACCUUGAUCCUGCAGCCAAGCUGGGCUCUUUCCUUCGUAGCCAUCAUCACUAGUGACCCUGCCCCGGCAUACAACGGAGGCUGCAUGGCUUCAGGUUACAUUCGGCAGCUUGACAUACUGAAGUGGUUGAACUAAAUAAGUUUGAAAAUUAGCAACUUAGCACAUGGCACAAGUGAGGACUAGGCAUUUCCUGGCACUUAGAACAGGGAGCUGGAAAUUAGGACCCCGCUGGGUGCUCUCUGAGCUCUAACACUGGCACCUUGAGCAAGCCAGCUAACCUCAGCAUCUCCAUGUCCUCACCUGCAAACUGGGGAGAAUAGUUCCUCACUAAAGAAAGGAUUUGAAAUCAUACUUCACGGUCGAGAUUCACAGAAGAAUUAUUUUCACAAGUCAGACUUGCACUGAGGCUUUCCUCCAGUCCUAGCAUCCCCAAGCAAAAGACCAACUGCACAAAGCAAGUUCAUUUUGCAAUACUCUAAACCAGAGGUGGGCAGACUGCGGGACCGUUCUGCCUGGCCCCUGAGCUCCUGGCCCAGGAGGCUAGCCCCCAGCCCCUCCCCCGCUGUUCCCUCUCCCCUGCAGCCUCAGCUCACUGCGCU